Molecule: messenger RNA, 3258 nt
Organism: Mucor mucedo
Lineage: Eukaryota; Fungi; Mucoromycota; Mucoromycetes; Mucorales; Mucoraceae
Exons: 5
Coding region: 1-3258 (1085 amino acids)
Biological process (GO): establishment or maintenance of actin cytoskeleton polarity; signal transduction
Cellular component (GO): microtubule cytoskeleton; cell tip
Molecular function (GO): protein binding
Source: RefSeq, a predicted model, not a curated record
AUGUCUUCUUCACCUAGUAUACCUGAUGAAAACAUCAAUUUUGAUUUGGUAUACGCGCUUCAUACCUUUGUUGCAACCGUUGAAGGUCAAGCGUCCGUAGUAAAAGGCGACGCAUUGAUAUUGAUGGAAGACACAAAUAUUUACUGGUGGUUAGUUGAAGUACUAAAGACACGUGAAGUCGGUUACAUUCCGGCUGAAAACAUUGAGACACCUUACGAAAGACUGGCAAGAUUAAACAAGCAUCGCAAUGUAGAAAUAACUUCACCUUCCAUACAUGAUAUUGCACCUUUACCUUUAGCAGCAACACACCCUUUACAUUCAACCCGAAGAGUUACCAUUGGCGACGAGGCCUUGUCCCAAAUAUUUCACUACGAGGUUGAAACAGAUUUGGAAGAUGACGAUGAGGAAGGCUAUGAGAUGGACCAUUUAAGUGAGGAAGAAGACGAAGAAGAAGUACAAGUGGAAGAAGAGCAAAUAUAUCAAGUCAAAAGCGAGUUCCAGGAGAUAAAAUAUGACGAUGUUGCUGAAAAACAGGUUUGGCAAGAGAAGCUCUGGGACGAAGAAGAAAAAGUGGAUCUUGAAGCCGUGAUGAUGGAAGAAGACAAGAUGGAUCUUCGUAUUUUUGCAGGAAAUAUCGGACAAGGGCCUUUAUUUCAUACGUUUCCUGUUCUUGUAAGCACAGCUGCAGACGAUUUAAUCAAGAUUGCAGUCAAUAAAUUUUGUAUGAUGGACAACAUUGAAUCAUCAGAGGAUACAACAAUAGAAUACUAUCUUGCCGUACAGGGUAUGGAUGGUGAUGAGUAUGUACUUUCGCCCCAAGAUAAACCUUAUUCGAUCUUCAAGACAUUGACAGAUUCUUUAACUACACCAAUGCCUUCCCUGUCACACAUUCGACGCAUCUCCCAACAGUCCUUGUCAUCCACUUCUUCACGUAGACCAAGAUCAAGUAGUUUCAGUAAUUAUGAGCAAACUUCCUAUGAUGAGGACUCGGUGAUAAGAAUCUAUCUGCAUCGACGUAUCAAAAGAGCAGUUGAAAGAGAAGGAUUAAUCUAUAUAAAAGUAUCACUUUAUCCAGAUGAAUCUGCUAUAGUUAAUACAACAACAGCUGCGCCCGUUUCAAACGCUGCUUUUACAAAGAACCCAACCACACCAAACCUUAAAUUAACUAAAAAACGUCAACAACAACAGAAAUCAGAAAUUGAUCGAAUUGAUAAAAUUAUAUCUGUUAAAAAAGACUAUCAAAUUGGUGUAGUGAUCAAUCUCGCACUUGAAAAGUUUCACGUUCCAGAUGCUCAAGCAGAUGACUACAUUUGUGGAGGGGAUAGUUCUAGGCAAUUGGGCAAAUACAGAAUGUCCUUACGGAGUAAUAAUAAAGAAACCGAAUUAAAUCCAAACGAACUCAUGUCAAAUGUACUACUUAAUUCGACCACAACCACAGUUACAAGUGACCUAUUAUUCGUAUUACGUAAAGCUGGUUCUAUCAAUAAACAAUCCCAGAGGCAGAGACAUCCACCCAAAGGCUCAGCAGGCAAUGAUUAUAACAAGUCAUUACCAAGUCAAUUAUCAACAAGUGUUGAAGAGGACCGUGUUGUCUCAGAAGAUAGAAGGCCAAGUAUUCUUGAUAUAUUAAUGGAUACUCCUAAGUUUAUGGGUGAACGUCGUCCAAGUGUAAUGAGUAGUUUACUAGAUCCUUUACCCCCACCACGUUUUGCGGAGGAAAAUAAUAACAGGAGACCAUCCAGUUCAACUAAUAAUCAGGAACGAAAAUCAUCUUUAAAUAAUAAUAAUAAUGGACAAUCACCUUCUUCUUCCUCUUCUUUAUCAUUUCCAAUCAUUGAAGAAAACAUGGAUAAUAUUGUUGAAGUAACACCAACAUCAUCUUCAUCCAUCAUGACUAAAUCAACUCAACUAUCUUCUUCCACCGAGGUAACAAAGAAAAAGGAAAGUUUAAAGCAGCAAUUUAAAAGAUUUGUAGGCUGGGGUUCAUCAUCUACAACUAAAAAACCAAGCAGCACCAUGAUUCCACCUCCGUUAACAACAAACAUGAAUAGUUACAACAAUGUAUUGGAUUCACCCUCUGAUAUGAGCUUCGUCUCUGCUCCUUCAACCCCAUUGCCUCCAACACCUGGUACUCCACGCUCUUUUACAAGUAAAUCUCGUCAAGGUAGCCAACAAUUACACGGUGAAAGUAAAUUGAUUAUGGAGGUGAACACGCCUACUUCAAUGUCACGUAGACCAAGUGAGACUACCACUCUGAAUGAUCCCUCUGCUGCUUCCUUGGCCGUUGCUUCUGUUGUUACAACCAGCAACAACAAGAGACUAUCCACGGUAUCAUCUGUUUCCUCUUCCUCUAGCACCUCUUCCACUUCUUCCGUUACCUCAGAAGAAAUAGCAGUUGCAGCAAAAAAGGGGGUCGCUCUAGAGGAAUCUGACGACUCUGACAUUGAAAUUGCUAAAAACAAGAAGCAAGCAGUAGUCACAGAGGUUGAUACAUCAGCGGCCGAAGAUAUUCAAGCACAAUAUGCCAUGUGGAUGAAUAGUCAACCAGUUACUACAGCAGUAGAAAUUGUAACUGCGCCAACUACUCCAACACCGGUAUUAAAUUCGGCCAUCCUGACCAAGGCAUUACCUCCUGUUAUCACAAGUCCUGUUCCAGCAGCUAAAAACCCAUUGAGAAAUAAGUCAUCAAAUAUUUCAAAUACUACCACUAUUACAGCGACACCGUCACCAUGUAAUACACCAUCUAUUACGUCUACCAAUACUAAAGAGGAAAGAUCUCUCCAUCCUAUGCCCUCAAACAACGGUCAAGAUUUAGAUGAUUUAUUUUUGCUGGUUGCACACGGAGUUGAUUUCCUAACCACUAGAGAGAACACAAAAUGGGAGGAAGAAGGUGGUUAUGAAUUUCAUCCAUGGAAUAGACCACAGAGUUCAUUUGCUGUUAGACAGCAAGUCCAAAGAAAAAAUGAUGAAAAUACUAGCGCAGCAUUGGCCAUGGCAAGAUCUUUAUUAUUAACACCUUCAAUAAACACAAAUGAAGAGAACGAAGAGGCAAAGCCUAUUUCACCACCAUUGACACCUUUGCCUCAACAAGCCGCUGUUGAAGAAGAGUCACCUUUAUCCAUGGCCAAGCGUAUUUUAGGCGCCAAGCAUGAAGCUCCCGUGGUAGCUAUCACACCUUCAGUUCAAUUACAACCACAACAGUCAGUAGAUGAUGAAGAAUUACAACGUAUUGUUGCUUCUCACAUCGUAUUCUUUUAA